AUGGGACCCGCAGCGCUGCUGAGGCUGCUGGUGGCGGCGGCGGUGGCGGCCAUCACCAGCGCCAACAUCGCCCUCGGCGUGAACAUUUCGCUGAUCUUCGACGAGGCGGCGAACGAGACGGCCUACUCCGGGGACUUUGUCUACAACUACGACUACUUGGCGGACGACUGCGUGAUGGAGAUCAUCGUUUACAAGUGGGGCAGUACUGGUGGAUGGGGUAGAUUUUACAACUUGACCUUCACCAGACCAUUUGACUACUUGGUGACCAACUUCCCGGCCGUCAUGGAGUCUAUCUGGUUCCCGAUGGGGAUCACAAAGAAGCCUGUGGCUCCGGGCACCUACUACAUGAAGCGACUCUGGACACGACCGAUCACCCUAAAAAAAUUCCCUGCCUUACCUUACGGGAAGUUCAAGUUGUACAUGAAGGGUGUGAAGGACGGCAAAAGACAAGUUUGUGCCCAGAUGAUCGUCGAUAUCUACGAAGUCGGAGUUUUCCGAGCUCUGGGAUACAUUCCAACUUUAGCAGGUCCAGUAUGGGGCCGAAGCUGAUCAACACGCACUUCAGCGACGUGUGUGCUUAGGUUGUGGCCUCGCGUAGCGUCUUAUUUACAGCUGAAGUAAGGAACUGCAGUGUAUUCACUUUAUAAUAAAUAAAAGUUGAUAGUCUUCA
Messenger RNA from Schistocerca americana (American grasshopper), 670 nucleotides. RefSeq lists its product as uncharacterized. NCBI's taxonomy places the organism in Eukaryota, Metazoa, Arthropoda, Insecta, Orthoptera, Acrididae. The transcript is spliced from 6 exons. The coding region runs from base 1 to 549 and encodes 182 amino acids. The record is from RefSeq and is a predicted model, not a curated record.